GUAGUCCGUAGAAUAGGGGUUGCUGACUUGCUUCUCCGCUGAGGCGCUGCGAGCUUUAUAAAAAGGAGCUUCCUUUUUUCGCAUGUAGCGGGCACACGGUCACCGCCCUUCCUCGCGGCGGAGCGGCCCUAACCCAAACCCUAACCGUCGUCGCCGCCGCCGCCGCCGCCGCCGCCGUCGCCGUUCCCAUGUCCUCCGCCGCGAAGAAGCGGGCGAAGAGGGCAACGCCGCGAGGCCCUUCUCGGUCCCCGGUCGGGAUCUUGCCGGAGCCCUCGCUCGCUCUCUUCCCCUCCAAGGCGGAGCUUCUCAAGCUUGUCGCCAUCGUCGCCAUCGCCGCCUCCGUCGCAGUCGCCUGCAACUACGCCGCCGCCCUCUUCAACCGCCGUCCGAAGCCCUUCUGCGACAGCGGUCGCGAUCCUCUCGAUCCCGUCCCGGAUUUUUGUGAACGUUGCCCUGAUCACGGUCAAUGUCAUAAUGGCAAGUUGGAAUGUCUGCAUGGCUAUAAAAAGCAUGGAAGGAUUUGUAUUGAAGAUCGCAUGAUUAACCAAACAGCUAAGAAACUUGCUGAGUUACUUGAGCGAAUUGUAUGUGGUUCAUAUGCUAGAGUUUUAUGCGGUGAAGCUGGAAAAUACUGGUUUCAAGAGGAGGAUAUUAGGAAGAUAAUUGAUGAAGAAAUGAUCAAGGAAUUUACUGGCUUAAAAGAUGAUGGCUUAGAAUUUGCAAAGAGUAAGGCAAUGGAAUUUGCAGAUAGCUUCUUAGAAGCCAGGGUGAUUUUUAAUGGAAAUAAAGAGUUUAAAUGCCCUGAGUUGCUAGCAGAACUCCAUAAGCCCCUCAGUUGUUGUAUUCGUCAAUGGAUAUACAGAAACAUUUUUCUCGUUGUGACGGUUUUUGUUCUGCUUGCAGGGUUGCUAUAUUUUUUGUGGACCAUGCGUCAGAGACGAGCUCUUUCAAACAGAGCUGAACAACUGUAUCAACAGGUAUGUGAAAUUCUUGAAGAUACUGCCAUGAGGAUUAAGAUGGAAAAGCAGGAAGGUGAAUCUUGGGUGGUAGCCUCUUGGUUAAGGGACCAUCUGUUACUUCCAAGAGAAAGGAAGGACACUAUAUUAUGGAAGAAGGUCGAAGAAUUGAUACUUGAAGAUUCUCGCAUUGAUCAAUAUCCUAAGCUGAUCAAGGGAGAGUCGAAAAUCGUUUUGGAGUGGCAAGCUGAUGGCUCGCUCAGUUCAAAUAUCAAAAGGAUGGGAUUGGUUGAUAAGGCAAAAGCCAGUGGCCGAACGACCAUAUCUUCUGAUCAUGGAAUGAGAUCUGUUCUUGGUGAACCGCAAGUUACAUAGAAUCGGGAAGAAGUGCUCACGAGGCUUGCUAUAGCAUAAUACACUGUUCCUAUCUUUGAUGGCAUUUGUAUCAUUACCAGUGGGGUUGUUGUAUGAACUAUGAACUAUGUAUUUGACUACCUAAUUUUGGAUACAUCUACUGAAUAUUGUGCUUUAACGAACAUGAUUUUUUGUUAUUUCA
Ananas comosus (pineapple) is the source of this 1512-nucleotide messenger RNA. RefSeq lists its product as uncharacterized. The transcript has 9 exons. The record is from RefSeq and is a predicted model, not a curated record. Bases 189 to 1331 code for a protein of 380 amino acids. NCBI's taxonomy places the organism in Eukaryota, Viridiplantae, Streptophyta, Magnoliopsida, Poales, Bromeliaceae. Gene Ontology annotation, cellular component: nuclear inner membrane. Gene Ontology annotation, molecular function: chromatin binding.